AUGAUACAUUUAGCUGAUACUGAAGUGGAGGAAAACUUUGAACGAUUGAAAAUCAGCACCUUAGUGGCUUCAGCAGCGCCGCUCACCUGGCCACGUCUGCCCUGUUCAUCGCUGUACCCGCAGAUAUCCGGCUCCGUGCCACGCACGGAUGGUCAGGGGUAUGGGACAAAGAAGCGGCUCUAUCUACAUCGGGCGGCUUCUGAGAGUCUCCGGGACCGCGCCACCUGCCACGGGGAAGAAGCGCGGUCCCGGCCGGCGUCGGCAACCCAAGCUGCGGCCGCGCCUCCCUCCGCGUCCCGGCCCACUCGCGGUGGCACUCGGCAACGAAGCCGGAGACCUCUACUGCCAGUUCAAGCAAAAACAAUGGCCGAGCCGGAAGCAAGAGAGGCCUCGACUUCCGGCCCCUCCGGGAUACCGGAAGUCUCGUUUGCGAAGGUGGGCGCGCGCGUCCCCUCACCCGGGAGAGCUGGCAGGGCCUCCUUCCCGGCAGUGCCCGGCCACCUGCCGCGGGGCGGGGGCGGUGACUCGCCAGGGCUCAGGCCGCUCACAUCCCGCUCUCAGGCCAUAGUCGGGAGACCCAGCCGCGCUUCAGCUCUGCCCCAUCUCCUCCAGGUGACCUUGGGAAACAUACCCAACUUCCAAGCCUGUUUUCUCAUCCGAAAAACUGCAGAGCAUAGCGCGUACCUCACAGGGCUGGGAGCACCCAAUAAGGUUGUUGGCGUUCAUUGGAUGUGAAGACCAGGCCCAUCUGAGCAAUGUGUUAAGACUUCAGAGGCACUUCUGUGACCAGCACUGUGGGCCUGGCCUGAUCUACCAUGACUGGGUUGGGUCCCAGUGGGCAAGACACUCCAUGAUGCCUCAGUAUAGCACCUUGGGACACCUACACUUGGGCCAAAGACAACUCCAGAAGGCCUUUGGGAAUUCUGUACUCCAACUCAAUCUCUCUUGAAAACCAUCAUUCAAGCUUUGGGAUGAGAGCCAACAAUUAGGUUUCUUCCUGCCAGUGGUAUGCCAGAACCUGUUAUGAGAGCAGGGAGGGUCGGCA
Molecule: messenger RNA, 1045 nt
Organism: Saimiri boliviensis boliviensis (Bolivian squirrel monkey)
Lineage: Eukaryota; Metazoa; Chordata; Mammalia; Primates; Cebidae
Source: RefSeq, a predicted model, not a curated record